This is a messenger RNA of Notodromas monacha, 2563 nucleotides long. The record is from the annotation of a GenBank genome assembly. Lineage: Eukaryota; Metazoa; Arthropoda; Ostracoda; Podocopida; Cyprididae.
AUUGCCCCACUUAUUCAAGAAAAAAUGAAGUCCGCUUUACGCAAGAAGGUCAGGAGAAUUCGUAAGAGAUCCGUGUCCACAAGUACCUCAAGCUCUCCGCCACCAAGAUCGUCAUUUCGCACGCGUCAUCCGCAGACGUUACGCAGCGCUGGUGGAGAGCAGUCAAAAGAGGCCGGGGCAUCGCGAGCCUCGAAGGUGGGAGCCACAGACCCCAAGAGCGCGAUCAAAGAGCGCACACUGAUUCACCAAGUGGUCGAAGGGCGUGCCAAGCUGAAAAGGAAGCCUACAACUAAUUCUGCGGUUUCUGGCGGGUCUGUUGGUGUGCCCGUGAGCAAUGCUGAUGCCAUGGGAAUCAAUUUGCCCUCUUACGUCUCCAAGGUGAUGAAGAAUGUCAACAUCUACAGCAUUGUUGACACAGACCCCAUGGAUAAAAUAGCAUCUGACCUCAAAUCUGUAGUACUGCCAUCCAUUAUUUACAGCAGAAUUUGGAGAGGAUGGUUGCAUGGGUCUGUGUUGCUCUGCUUCGUCUACUUGUUGUGGGAAAGUUGGGAUGCAGAAGGAAAAAAGACUGCAAUUGCUGAUUUGGAGAGGCUCUACGGAUUUUUGGUGCUUCCAAUUGCCUUAAACUUCUUCCUGAACUGGUUCUGUUAUCCAGAUGGAUUCUUUUCUCAUAUUUACACCUGGUUUGAUGGAGUCAUCAUAAUAGCAUUCCAUGUGCCUCUGCUGGGCGACCCAAUGGACCUGACUCCUUACCAAAGAAUUAACAUUCUUGGCAGUUUAAUGACCUUCAGGAUUGUUAGUGUUUUUUUGUGGUUCUCUGUGACUGAGUGCAUGUCCAGGGGUUUGAUGAAGGUGAUGAAAUCUCUGCUGGAACUGGUUUUAUUGUUGACAUUAUUGGCUGUCAUUAUGGCAAUUGUGGGCUUCAGAUGGUUCAGCCAGUCCAGUCACUAUUUUGAAACGCCAUUUGUAUCUUUAUUCUCCAUCUUCCACAUUAUGACUUUGGAAAAGAUUGUUGACAUUUCUAGUGGAAUCAUGGACAGUGGUGAAACAGAUUCAUUCAUCAAGAUACUUUUUGGUGUCUUUGCUUUGUUCCUGAUCUUGGGUGGUUCUUAUGUCGGCUUUGGGCUAAUUGAAUCCAUUGUGGCCUCCUCAGUUGAGAUGGAAAUCAAAGAUUUGGAAAGCAGAUUAGCUGCUAGGGAGGCUCAGAAGGCCAUGAGGAAUGCGGAUGAAUCGUCUGACCUAAAAAGAGAUUUAAAAGGCACUGUGGAUGAUGAUGACAGCAGUACAAGCGAAGAUGUGGAGGGAUUUAGUGACUUGGAUGGAGUGGAAGCCAUCCGAGAAUUCUCACCCACCUUGGCAGAUGUGGUGGAUCAAAGGGACCACUGGGGAACAGACCAAACAUCAGAAGUCAUCACUUUCUUUGAAGUCAUGGUCACUAUGGAAAUGCUGGCCUCAGACCUUAGUGAAAUCACCAGUCACCUGAAUGACAUCCUCUUGGGCCAGUUUCUGGCAGAUGAACCACAAUAUAACAAGUUCAUCCAUCAGCAACCGCAAUUAGACGCAUCUUUUCGCAGCUCUUCCAUUGGAGACGCGCAUGAACACCAUGAUGAUGAAGAUGGGGAUGAGUCAUCCAGAUGGCAUCAUGAUAAUGAUGGCAUUGGGUGGUGAAACUGGUGCCAGUUAUUUCACUGAGAACCUCUGCUCCUGAUAAAACAUGUGGGCUUCAAAAUCUUGUAGCUUGGGUCUCAAGUGAUGGAAGAACAGAAUUCUUUUUGCACUGUACUCUCACCUCUCUUUGCCUCCAAUUGUCUCUUAUGCAACAAUCACUUUUUUUCCUUCAUUAAAGUAAGAUUUAAUCUUACACUGAGCAUUAUUUGUAACAGCUUAAGCUCAUUGAUAAUUACACUGUAUACUAAAUGUUUCAGGAAUUACUGCAUGACUUGAGUACCAUGAAGCCUUGAUAACUGGAGUUAUUAACUUGAAAUUUUUUCUAAAAUUGUAUCCCUGAGUAAAAUGCCCACCCAAUUUUUGGAAACUGUAUAAAACACCAUACACUGAGGCAUGAAUUGAACCUGAAUUCAACUAAUUUUCCAUUAUUUCCAUCAAAAUAAGUUCUUAUGCUGAACUUUGUCCAAAAUUCCCCCACUAGAAUCAAGUGUAAUGCAACCCUGAACUUUUAAAACUUUUUGGAGAAUGUAUGACUACCUAAAACAUGCCCCCUUUAUCUCUCAAAUUUGAGGGAACAGGCGUGCAUGGUUCUCCAGAAGAAAUGGCAAUAUCAAAUUGAAUUAUACACCGAGUGUGAGACAGAACAAUCUGAAAUUAUUCACGAAUGUUCCUUCUACCUAUGAUAGCUUUUUUCAUGGUAUUCCUGGCUUUAAAAACUUCUGCUCAUUGUAUUCUACACAAAUUUACCGAACGCUUGAUGAUGUAAGACCAAGCCUCAAUUUAGAGGAGAUGGGGCAACAAAGCGUCCGCAAAUAUUAAUCUCUGGACGCAAAAAGAAAUAGGAGAAAAAUGCAAUAGUUUCUGGCAAGAAGGUCUUCUUUGUUCUCGCCUCCUC